CACGCGCCCCGACGUCGUCGCGCGCGGCCGUGGCGCUCUCGCGGCCGCCUGCGAUGAGUUUAGUUUUGAAAACAAGGGGCCGAUCGCCGCUCGCCGCGCUACGUCGUCGCCGUCGUCGUCGUCGUCGCGCGUAGACGAUCGCAAGAGACGCGGUCGCGGGUCGUAAACGUUGCCGUCGGGAGUCUCGCGUGCGGUUCUUCUCAUCCGGCCCUUCGCGUCCAGCCAGUUUUAUUCACCAGACAUAUAUCCGUCCGUCCCGUACCUCUGUCUCUCUCUCUCUCUCUCUUUAUCCUCUCCCUCUCCCUCGGCCAUCCUUAAACGACUCCUACGCUUCUGGCGUCUCUUUCGUGCCCGUCGUCGGUCGAAACGUAACGUGGUGAAAGAAUGGACGCCCUUCGGGAGCAGGUGAUGAUCAAUCAGUUCGUACUGGCCGCGGGCUGCGCCAGGGAACAGGCCAAGCAGUUGCUACAAGCGGCACAUUGGCAAUUCGAGACCGCCCUCAGUAUUUUUUUCCAAGAGGCGGCGAUACCUUCCUGCGCGCAGGGAGCCGGCACCCACUUCGGCCAAAUAACACCAUGCAAUACGCCAGCCACUCCACCGAAUUUCCCGGAUGCGCUGCUGGCGUUCUCCAAAAUGUCAGCCGGUGAAAAAACUCCGUCAGGCAUGUCUCCGAAUCAGAACGGAUUGCAGGUGAACUCGGCAUCGAGUGUCAUGCAGCAUCAUGCCGUUAGCGGUCGGUGUAGCACAUCGGGCAAUGCGGCGCAGCAACAGACGCAGCCGCAACAGACGCAAUUUGGCCUGGGCGAGCCGCAGAGAUAAGAGUGACUGUGCUAGUCGCGAGCGCGAAACGUCACGAAGAUGACGCGCGAUAAAGUUUCCGGAGCGCGAAUGGUGCUCCGAGUAUGGGACGAGAGAGAUUCGAGAAUGAUUAGACACAGAGGAAAGAGAAAAAUUCAUUUUUUUUCGAGAAGAAACGCGUCCUUCCUGGAAGAGGGGGGAAAAAAAGAAUGAAACUACAGGGAAAAAUAUCUUUAUUGGAUUGGAAUCGGAUUAUAUAUAUGUGCUAUUGAAUUGCUAUGUUAUCCGCGUAUAAUAGCAAUGUGUGAUGCGGUGAUUAUGUGUGUAUGUAUGUGUGUGUAUGUAUUAUACUUGUGUAAUGUGAGAGUGAGUUUGCGUCGAUUUUCUCAACGACACCCAUUCGUGUAUCACGGAAUGAUUGCAUCGCGAUUGCUUUCCUUUCUGGUUUCUCCGAGAAAUUAUUUAAUUUCAAAGAAUGGUGCGUUGAAGAAUCUGACACACACAUACACAUAUUUAUACAUAUGCACGAAAAGACGAAGGAGAAGAGGUGAGAAUUACAUCAUAGGAUUUUCUCCCCUUUUCUCUAUCAUACCCAGACUAUACCGUAGGUCCGAGACGAUCAAAAAGACAUUGAUAAUAAUUCUGAAGGAUCAUAUUGUGAAGAAUGGCUCUCCCGCUCCGAAACCCAACUUCCUUGUCCCCAUAUAACUAUAGACAGUGGCUGUUUCUUUAGGAUUCACCGUAUACCACCGUUAGACUAGGCAACGAAUUUUUCGCUAUCACUUCCACGUCACAGUACAAAAGAACUGCAAGAGUUUCUUCGGUUCUCGUCUUGGAAAAUCUUUGCGCACUUUUUCGCGAAAGAUGAUGAGAAAAUCGCGUAUUUUCAACCUAGAUGAAAGACAACGCUGCACCCGAAGAUAUUCAUUUUUGAAUCGUGGAACUCGACUGGUUUAUGAUCCUUUUACUGUUGUCCUAAAAUAGAAUAAUGCUUGCAAUUAUUCAUGCGAACGGCGCGUAUUCCGUUUCCGUAAGCACGCCGAUACUUCGGUGGUAUAAAUAAAUAUAUCAGGCUAAGUAUAAUAAACGAAGAUUUAUCGUGUAAAAAUUUGUAAAAAGGAUGUCUCGAAUUGUGUAAUUCGUUGAUUUUACAUAUAGUAAUUAAUUACAAGUAAAAAGUAACUAAAAUAAAAUCCGAGUGAUAGAGUAUAAUAGCUCGAAAAAAUUAACGCGUCAAAAGUAAUAUAUCUAGUAAUGUUUCCUUUUUUCAGGCCGUUUUUUGCUGUCAUGAUAAGUGGUAAAGAAUUCUCGAGUCGAUUAUUGUGCCGACUAUACGUGUGAAUACAUAACUAGAAAAUAUUUGAUUUUUUUUUUAUC
Camponotus floridanus (Florida carpenter ant) is the source of this 2175-nucleotide messenger RNA. RefSeq names its product UBA-like domain-containing protein 2. The transcript is spliced from 4 exons. NCBI's taxonomy places the organism in Eukaryota, Metazoa, Arthropoda, Insecta, Hymenoptera, Formicidae. Gene Ontology annotation, molecular function: protein binding. The record is from RefSeq and is a predicted model, not a curated record. The coding region runs from base 385 to 819 and encodes 144 amino acids.